Molecule: messenger RNA, 678 nt
Organism: Prunus mume (Japanese apricot)
Lineage: Eukaryota; Viridiplantae; Streptophyta; Magnoliopsida; Rosales; Rosaceae
Source: RefSeq, a predicted model, not a curated record
AUGGUUCGGAAGGCCAGGGGAGGAUGGCGGAUGUGUCAGGACUAUACCGACCUGAAUAAGGCUUGUCCGAAGGACAGUUUCCCCUUACCGAGGAUCGACCAGCUCGUCGAUGCCACCGCCGAGCAUGAGUUGCUCAGCUUCAUGGACGCAUAUUCAGGAUAUAACCAGAUCUUCAUGAACCCUGCCGAUAGAGAACAUACGGCAUUCAUCACGGAUCGCGGUUUGUACUGUUACAAUGUCAUGCCCUUCGGCCUCAAGAACGCGGGGGCAACUUACCAACGGUUCGUCAACUGGAUUUUUGCCAAAUACAUCGGCGGCAUCAUGGAGGUGUAUGUCGAUGAUAUAUUGGUAAAAAGCCGAACGGCAGGGGAUCACCUGGAAAAUUUGGCCCUCAUGUUUGGCAUUUUAAAGGACUACCGAAUGAGGCUGAACCUGGCGAAGUGCGCCUUCGGUGUAUCUUCCGGUAAAUUUCUCGGGUUCAUGAUCAGUCAAAGGGAAAUCGAGGCCAAUCCCGAGAAAAUCAAAGCCAUAAUCGACAUGGAGACGCCGAAGACGCAGAAGGACAUUCAGAGCCUUACCGGACGUGUCGCUGCCCUGACACGCUUCAUCUCCAAGGCUACCGACAAAUGCGUACCGUUCUUCAAAGCUUUGAAAGGGGGCAAACAUCAUAUCGCAUAG